Osmerus eperlanus (European smelt) is the source of this 1991-nucleotide messenger RNA. RefSeq names its product prostate transmembrane protein, androgen induced 1 (gene pmepa1). Gene Ontology annotation, cellular component: early endosome membrane; Golgi membrane. The record is from RefSeq and is a predicted model, not a curated record. The transcript has 4 exons. Bases 340 to 1542 code for a protein of 400 amino acids. Lineage: Eukaryota; Metazoa; Chordata; Actinopteri; Osmeriformes; Osmeridae. Gene Ontology annotation, molecular function: R-SMAD binding. Gene Ontology annotation, biological process: negative regulation of transforming growth factor beta receptor signaling pathway.
AAUAGUAGGUCUGGGUGAGAAAGUUGUCGUAGGUCUGUCGUAGCUCUGUAAAAGUAUCUUUCGUCCUAGUGCCAAACAAACUUGGGGAUAUACACCUAACAAACCGCGAGGCAGGAGUGGUUCAUGCUGACAAGUAGGCUACGCAGGGCGAUACGUUAUAGACGUAAUUAAAUGUGCAGAUUGGCUAGCUAGGACAAACUAAACUGCGUUGACAUUCAGUACUGCUAUCCAAUUGGCCGACACGCGGUCUGUCACUCUCACCAUUUCAAGUCUGGCGCUGACGUAAUCAUGUCUGCCUCCGAUGUCCCGCCCCUGGGAACGCAGCCGACUUGGACUUGAAUGAGACGAGUUCAGAGCCCGUCAGACAGACGGAUACAAAGUAGCACAGUCUGUCUGUUCCCGACCCUCGGCGAUUCUGGAGUCCUACCCAGGGCAGACUGCGCGGCCCGGGGAGGGGGGGUGGACUACGGACACAAUAGACCGUUGACUUCAGCUCUCAACUGUAGACUUAAAGACGAGGAAACAUCCAAAUCUACGCGUUUUUUUGAUGCAAUUUCGAUCCGCCUCGGCCCGGCGGAAUCGACCGAAGUCAAGAAGAAGAGGCGGACGGGGUCUUGGUGCCGCCUUGUUUCUCUCGUAGUUUUCAAGAUUUCGAUGUUAAACUUCAUGGGUGUGAUUAACGGUACCGCGGCCAUCCAGACCAAUGUAUCUUGUACAUGUAACUGCAAACGCUCCACGUCAUUCCAGAGCAUGGAGAUCACCCAGCUGGAGUUUGUCCAGAUCCUGGUGAUUGUCAUGGUGAUGAUGGUGAUGGUGGUGGUGAUCACGUGUGUACUGAACCGGUACCGGCGCUCCGCUCGCUCACUGCUGUCCCGGCACGGCCCGCAGCGCCGACCUCACCUCCCCUUGGCUUCUGAGGGAGGUCUGUGGUCGUCAGAAGGUGCAGGGCCCUCUAGUGGACAGAGUGAGCAGGCGUUCACGCCCCGCCCCCCCGAGCGGGUGCCCUCCUACCUGCAGCGCGAGCUGGGCCGCUUUCAGCCCACCUACCCUUACCUGCCCCAGAGCUUGAUCGACCUGCCCCCCACCAUCUCCCUGUCGGACGGCGAGGAGCCCCCCCCGUACCAGGGCCCCUGCACCCUGCAACUCCGAGACCCCGAGCAGCAGCUGGAGCUCAACCGCGAGUCUGUCCGGGCUCCGCCCAACCGCACCGUCUACGACAGCCACCUCCUGGACUCCUCACACUGCCCCCAGGCCCCGCCCCACCUGAACCCGGGGGGGGGGGGCGGCGGCGUCAUGGCGACCACCGCAGCCUUCGGUGGUCAGGGCGCGCGGGUGCACGGGGCCCCGCCCACCUACAGCGAGGUGAUCGGUCACUACUACCACCCUUCCUCCCUGCCCCCUCAUCCCCAUCAGACUGGCGGGCCCCCGCACCCCCCCUCGCUGCUGCAGGGGCUCCUGCCCAACAUCAGCCCCCCGCCGGGCAGCCUGGAGAGCAGGAACGCUCGCAACUCCAAGGAGAAGCAGAAGCCCCAGCAGGUGUGACGCGCUCGCCGCGUGCGUCUCUCCAACACAGCCCACACACACUUCCUGCUUCCUGCUCUUCCAUGCGUCAGCUGACCCGGGGAUGAGAGAGCAGCUGAUGUCAGGGUUGAGGUGAGAAGGGGGGAAGCGGGGGGGGGGGCGGGGAUGGGGGGGGUGCAAGAGCACAGAGAACCGAACUGCACCCCCUCCCCCCCCACCCCUUCUCAUUCUGAAACCCCCCUCCCUCCCCCCUCAGCCUGACUGACUUUGUAAACAUAUUUUCCUGCUUAUUUACCAUCUCAGUGCUCUCAGCUUCAUUUCUAUGGCCACACACGGAGAAAACGAAGAAAAAAAAGUGUCAUCGUAGACCGUUCUCUUCCAAGUAUUUAGGUUUAUCUUUUGUAAUAUUGCGCUUGCUACCAGCUGCAUGUGGCUAGUUUCCCAGACUCAAGAGGGAGCAAGGACUGUCU